Rotaria sp. Silwood2 is the source of this 1098-nucleotide messenger RNA. NCBI's taxonomy places the organism in Eukaryota, Metazoa, Rotifera, Eurotatoria, Philodinida, Philodinidae. The record is from the annotation of a GenBank genome assembly.
AUGCUUCAUAAAAUGACAAUAAAAAGACCUGUAUUAGUUUAUGAUAAUGCUUUUGACAAUAUCAUAGAAUUUAGACAAGAAGAAAAAUUAGAUAUUAGUACUGAAGAAAAACUUGAUACAAAUGCAUCUUCACCUACUGAUAAAAGUCCUUUGUGUGCAGGAUCAGCAUCGAAUGUACAACCAAGUCGACACUAUUUUUAUAAAGCGGAUGAUAUUUAUCAUGCAUAUUUAAAUGGAUUAAAUACUCGAAUUUUACUUCAUGAAUAUGGUUCAUAUCAAUAUUGUCCUGAUGAAUUGCAUGUUCGAGUUGAAGCAAUUGAAAGUUUUUUUAUGACUGAAGAACUUCGAUCACAAUUUCGUUCACUAAGUCAUUUACCAUUAACAUGUGAAUUUCAAGUUAUCGAAAUUCGUUUUCAUCCACCAUUAAUUUCUUCUAGAACAAUGCAAGUUUUUUCAGACGAAAUUCAUCGUCGUCGUCAAUUACGUGUACGAAAAGAACGUUUAGAAAAACGAAGACAACAACAAGCUGAAUUCGUUGAAAGUCAAAAACUAUUAUCUCAAUAUCCACCUGAAAUGAUGUAUAUACCACAAGAAAGUUUUCCUAUUAAUGGAACAAAUUCAAUGGAAGAAUUUCCAGCUAUGAUUAGUAGUGCAACAUCUUCAUCACCACCAUCAGCAUCUGUUCAAUUAUCUGAUGAAAAUUUAUCACCUCCAACAAGUGUUUCAUUUGCACAAAUGCUUAAACAACAAGCUCCACCUGUAUUCAAACCAUUUCCAGUCAAUAAAUCAGUUAUUGAAAAAAGUUCAACUAUUGAAAUUUCGAAAAAAACUACUCAAAAAAACAAAAAAAAGAAAGAUAAUCAUGAUAGUGAUGAAGAUCAUUUUAAUAAUGAUGAAGAAUAUUAUGCAACUGUACCUAAUUUUCGUUCGAGUUUUAGUCUUGAAGAAGUUUUUGAUCGACUUAAACUUGUCAAUGGUGAAGAACAUCCUGUAUCACCAAUCGGUGAAGCUACAAGCAAUGUUACGACUAAGAAAAAGAAUAAAAAGAAUAAACAAGUAUUGUUUGCCACUGGUUUAGGUAGUCAAGUCAAACUGUGA